AUGGCUGUUUAUAUUGGAUUAACAAGUGGAGGAUUGCCUACUUUUAUCGAUGUUGGGAAUAGUUUCCGUGCGCCUGCUAUUGUUGAAGAUAACUUCCAUCAAUAUCAGAAAGUCAUCGUUAUAUUGGAGAGUCAGGCUGACCCAGGUGGUUUGCAUGAGAAUACUGUGCUUAUCGUAAUGGGUGACCAUGGACAGACAUUAAAUGGGGAUCAUGGAGGAGGGACUGCUGAAGAGGUAAAAAAGAAGAAGACGAAAAGCAGGAAAGCUAUGGAACCAAAAAAGACGAAAAGCAGGAAAGCUAUGGAACCAGCUGGAGCUCAAGAUCCCGGGUCUGUGCGGAAUGACGGCAAUGUCGUCUCUUUAGAUGAAAAGAUAUCGAUAAUGUUGAACGUGGUGAAGGUAGUAUUGUUUCUGCUCGGAGGGACGGAACGAAAGGACGAGGAAGCCGCAAUUGUUGAUAUCUCUGCCGAAGAGGAGCUAUACAUGCUGCGAAACCUCACCAAGUUCGCGGGAUCCCUCAUUAGAUCACUCUCUCUAAACGAUGUCUUCCUACUCGUGAAAUCGUUUUUCAAACGUUUACAAACCGGCCGGGUCAGGCUCGAAAUAACACUUGAUUAA
Arabis nemorensis is the source of this 618-nucleotide messenger RNA. NCBI's taxonomy places the organism in Eukaryota, Viridiplantae, Streptophyta, Magnoliopsida, Brassicales, Brassicaceae. The record is from the annotation of a GenBank genome assembly.